Molecule: messenger RNA, 696 nt
Organism: Kluyveromyces lactis
Lineage: Eukaryota; Fungi; Ascomycota; Saccharomycetes; Saccharomycetales; Saccharomycetaceae
Gene: ECM13
Product: Ecm13p
Exons: 1
Coding region: 1-696 (231 amino acids)
Source: RefSeq, a predicted model, not a curated record
AUGGCUACCAUAUUAAGUCUGUCACAACAAUAUAUGCUUGCCUCAAGGGCUAAAGGCAAGCUACUAGCCGCAGCAAAUAAAAACAGUGGAAGAGAUCAUGAUUUGAGAAUUCUAGUAGGCCAUGCUAAUUUACUCGAUAGACUCUCCUCUUCAGUAGCCAAAUUCGACGAUAUCGUCUCCAGAAGUUCAUCAAAUGACUACCAUUACAACGAAGAAGAAGCUGAUGACGAUGAAUAUAGCGAUAGCGAUAGCGAUGAAGAACAGGAAGAUUUUGACAACGCUCCCCCAAAGUACCAGCACAUCCAUCAUUCGUAUGUGUCGUCUGACUCUGGAUCUGACUCUGAAUCCGACUCUGAUUCUGAUUUGGGAACAAAUUCAGAUUCUUCGUCAUCAGACUCUAUUUCAGAUUAUGACGAAUCGAAUGUUCGUUCCAAAUAUCUUGCAAAAUUACAAGAUCUACAAGAUGAUUCAGAAGACCUUGAUCCAAAAUAUUCUCUAUCAUCACAACCAGCUCUUUACAAAUGUCCAUCCCAAAAUUUGACGCUUUCAUCAAUAUCGUUAAAUCUGAUGUCUUCCAGGACGCAUGAAAACAACAAUGAAGAAACACAUGUCACAACGCUGCUACUAUCAGAUGAAGACUCUGAUAAUGAGAUAGAAGAAGAUCUAGGAACUUUAUCGCCAGUGUACGUUUUGUGA